AGUUCUGUUUUUCUUUUUGUAGUUUUGAAGGACCCCUGAAUAUAUUUCAAAACCGAACAGCUUUAACGGAGCUGAGGCAUUCUGCCUUCGUAGUGGUACCAGUCCGGUGUAGGAGAGCCAAGCAGACUCUCAGCCAUCAUGGCGAACCUUAGCUACUGGCUGCUGGCACUGUUUGUGACUAUGUGGACUGACAUUGGCCUCUGCAAGAAGCGGCCAAAGCCCGGAGGGUGGAACACUGGUGGAAGCCGAUACCCUGGGCAGGGCAGCCCCGGAGGCAACCGUUACCCACCUCAGGGUGGCGGCACGUGGGGGCAGCCCCAUGGUGGUGGCUGGGGACAGCCCCAUGGUGGCGGCUGGGGACAACCUCAUGGUGGUGGUUGGGGUCAGCCCCAUGGCGGUGGCUGGGGUCAAGGAGGGGGCACCCACAGUCAGUGGGGCAAGCCCAGCAAGCCGAAAACCAAUAUGAAGCAUGUGGCGGGUGCCGCUGCAGCUGGAGCAGUGGUGGGAGGCCUUGGUGGCUACAUGUUGGGGAGUGCCAUGAGCAGGCCCAUGAUCCAUUUUGGCAACGACUGGGAGGACCGCUACUACCGUGAAAACAUGUACCGCUACCCUAACCAAGUGUACUAUAGGCCAGUGGAUCAGUACAGCAACCAGAACAACUUCGUGCACGAUUGCGUCAACAUCACCAUCAAGCAGCACACAGUCACCACCACCACCAAGGGCGAGAACUUCACGGAGACCGACGUGAAGAUGAUGGAGCGCGUGGUGGAGCAGAUGUGCGUCACGCAGUAUCAGAAGGAGUCCCAGGCCUAUUACGACGGAAGAAGAUCCAGCGCAGUGCUUUUCUCCUCCCCUCCUGUGAUCCUGCUCAUUUCCUUCCUCAUCUUCCUGAUAGUGGGAUGAGGGAGGCCUUCCUGCUUGUACCUUCUUCUUCUUCUUGUUCUUGUGGUCUAGGCUGGGGGAGGGGGUUAUCCACCCAUAGCUCUUUCACUUGAGGUGGUGUCUCAUUCUUUCUUCUCUCUUUGUCUCCCCGUAGGCUAAUCCCCUUGGCACUGAUGGGCCCUGGGAAAUGUGCAGUAGCCAGAUGCCAUUCGCCCCAGAUCCCUUUGAUUGAGUCCAUCAUGGGCCAGUGCUAACACCGGGCAA
Messenger RNA from Acomys russatus (golden spiny mouse), 1146 nucleotides. RefSeq names its product prion protein (gene Prnp). The coding region runs from base 139 to 903 and encodes 254 amino acids. The record is from RefSeq and is a predicted model, not a curated record. The transcript has 2 exons. NCBI's taxonomy places the organism in Eukaryota, Metazoa, Chordata, Mammalia, Rodentia, Muridae. Gene Ontology annotation, cellular component: membrane. Gene Ontology annotation, biological process: protein homooligomerization.